GCCCCUGUGUUUGUGUGCCCAACACAGUGGAUUCACACUGCUUCAGGAGCUGACACCAGUCACUGCGGAUUUCUACCAGCUGUGGACAACUUCAUACACACAGGUGCACAGGAAAGCCUUACUGAGAUGGUUCAGCAAAGCUGUGUACGCUGUCUGAAGAACACCAUGUGUUUUCUCAACUUUCUUUGCUGGCUGUGCGGUGCAUUCGUGGUAGCGUUUGGAAUCUUCAUGAUGAUGAACUCCAGGUUCAGCUCACUCAUCACCUCCUUCUGGCCAAUCUACCCAGCCAACACCCUGGUGGUCACCGGCACCAUCGUCACCUGCGUGUCUUACUUGGGUUUCCUGGGAGCCCUGCGGGAAAACCGCUGUAUGCUCAUCUCUUUUUUCAUUCUGCUCUUUAUCCUGAUGCUGGUGGAGCUAGCCAUGGCCUGCAUCAUGCUGGUGUACAACAGGGAGAUAGACACAUUCUUUGAAAAAGACCUCCUGCACAGCCUGGAAUCGUACAAGCAGUCGUCAGAAAUGGGCAACGAGACGCUCAGAGAGGACUUCGACGCUGUCCAGAGCAUUUUCAGGUGCUGUGGAGUCCACGGUGUCUCUGACUGGGAAGGACACAUACCCAUCUCAUGCUGCACUACAGACCCCUGUCUCAGCCACCCUCAGAAGAGCUGGCAAGAGGGCUGCCACAUGAAGCUGAGGAACUGGUUUGCAAGGAACUUUCUGAGCACUGGAGCUGGAGUUGUCACUAUGUUUAUCAUUCAGUCGGUCUGGGCUCGGAUACAAGUGAACACAACGCACACAGUCUGCUUCCCUGCUGUCUGUGGCCAAUCACAGAAGUGUAUCCAUUUACCAAUCACAGAAGAGAAUCUGGAUAAGCGCUUCGGAAUCGAUGGGAAACCGAAAUGGUUUGAAAAGAAAUUAAUGAAGUGUCCUGACUGUUGAUGGCACGUGAGAUUAAAGUGGAGGCAGAAAAGAAAACAAAUUGUUUUCAAACUGAUUUUAUUUAUACCCCUUGAUUAAUGAUAAAGUAGCAAAUGACCAGAAUAGCCUAUUGCUCAGUAGCCCCAGAAAUCCCCAUUAUUGUGGCCUUGUCUUGUGAAAACCUUCCUGUUCCCUGCAGUUGUGGUAUAUGUGUACAGCACAUAUCCAGAUGGAGGUACAGUGGCUCACAGUGUCCAAACUUUGAGUGUUCUGAGAAUGCAUACAGCUUUAGAGCAAAGUUUGUUUGACAAUUUUGGCACUUCACCCCCCAGAAAUGUUGUGUGAUAUUAAAAUACAAGAUGAUUUAUCUCUUUUAAGUGAAAUGUAUUGUCCCUAUAAAAAAUACAUUUAUUGUAUUAAUCAAUUUAAUUUAAUUUAAAUUUUUUUUUUUUUUUUUUUUGCUUAUUCAUCUUUUAAUUGUAUUGUCAUUAAAAUAGUCAAAAUGCAUUAAAAUAAUAAUGAUGCAGUAUGUGUUGUGUAUGAGAAUCAAAUAAAAUGAACUAAAAGAUGCUGGAAGAAGUGAUCUCUGAACUGGGGGGCACUUAAAAAAAAUGUGUCAAAACUUUGUUUUGGCUUUGGAACUGAGGAGGAAUUCACCUUUAAUAACAAACACUUGUCAUUUGUUAUUUUUUUGUUUGCAGUUCUCAGUCAGGAGGAAAAGAAAGAAGGUGGAAAAUGGUUUUAAAACUGAGUUGGGGAAGUUAUGUGUUUCUUGUGUGUCCAGUAUAUUGCUUUAUUGAAGUGCCUUAGAUAUACAAAGAAAAUGAGUCAGUUUCAUGCUGGCCAAAUCAGAGUAAAAAUGAAAAUAAGAGCACAUUAUUAUGACAAUUUUGUUUUAAAGGGUAAUUCUGCCAAACUUCCCAGGGCCCUGUUGGUAAUAUUUUCUGACUUAUCAUGCACUAUGAUAUUAUAUUGUUUGUUUAAGGAAAUCUGGGUAUAGUGUUACAGUAAAUCUUGCACUGAUGUUAAGCUAAAUCUUCAUUAUCUAUCUAGAUCUAUCUAGCUAGGCAACAUUAGCUCAGCAGUGCAGGGGCACCUGCAUGCUCUGUGAGACGGUUUGUUUUUUGCAUUAAGCCAUUGUUGUAUUCAUUUUAAUCUUAUGGAUUAUUAAUCUUAUGGAUUAUUAUUCAGGGUAACUGGAGGCUUAAUUACUGGUUCCUUUAGCCUUGCCAGCUGUCUGUUUGUCUGCAGUCACUGAUGACAAAGGUGGUCCCGCAUUUGGAAAUAAAAUAUUUGUGGUAUGAAA
This is a messenger RNA of Anguilla rostrata (American eel), 2224 nucleotides long. Its product is annotated as leukocyte surface antigen CD53-like. The record is from RefSeq and is a predicted model, not a curated record. Gene Ontology annotation, cellular component: plasma membrane. Lineage: Eukaryota; Metazoa; Chordata; Actinopteri; Anguilliformes; Anguillidae. Bases 127 to 939 code for a protein of 270 amino acids. The transcript is spliced from 8 exons.